AUGCUCUCUGAGGACUCCAAAUCACCAGAUUUAGCAUGUGCAUUGAUAAGAGCAUUGCAUAAAUCAGGUGUUACAUACCGUGGGAGGUUCAUGGAUAAAGAAUUUAAUGAUGUUUAUCUUGUGACAACAUUAGCCCCAAUUCCAAUGGAAGCUUUUACUCUUCAGGGAUCUAAAGUCUUAGCUGUUAAAUAUAUCUCAGUUGAAGAGUACAAGCACCUACUUGUUAAAGGACACCCUGCAUAUGUACCCUACAAUUUGGAUGGACAAUAUGGGUACCAAGACAAUGUGGUAGAAAAGAUUUUGACUCUGCAAAAGAAGCUAAACCGUUAUGCUCCUGUCUCACUUGAUGUAGAGUUGACCGAGGAGGACAAGGAAGUUAUGGUUUUACUCAUUCAAGCCGGAAGAAUAAUAGAUGAUAUAUUCUAUAACCAGGUUUGGUACAGCAAUGCGUCCUUAAGGGAAUGGUUAAACCAGCAGAGUCAAUUAUCUGAGUUUGACAUGUUAAAAUGGAAGUAUUAUUUGAUAAAUAAGAGUCCAUGGUCUACUCUGGAUGAAAAUGAAGCUUUUGUAACGACUGCAGACUCGGCUAUGAAAUUGUUUUCCGGAAGCAACAAGGAAGGUGGUUGGCUGGAAAGGUGUUGA
Messenger RNA from Lactuca virosa, 642 nucleotides. The record is from the annotation of a GenBank genome assembly. Lineage: Eukaryota; Viridiplantae; Streptophyta; Magnoliopsida; Asterales; Asteraceae.